GUUCAAUGACGUCAUCGUAAUUAUAUCCACUGACCCUGGUAACUGUGAUCGAAGAGAUGAUCUCUCUCCGGUCCAUGGCCAUAUCCUGAUAGCUGAGUCUUCACUGUGCCACACCUGCCACCAGAGUUUUACAGACUGGGACAUCCCACAUUUCUAGGUGCUCGCAAUGGCAGACGCUAGACGGUGUCGACCAGAAGACGUUAAAAGGACGGAGCGGGAUGAGAUGGUGUUCUUCGAUGUUAAGGCACUGGCAGAAAAGAGGGCCAUGAAUGUGGAGAAUGUCUACAACAUCACACAGCUCCCUCCCCCGUCGCCCGAUCUCACUUUGGGGCAAAUAAAACGGCGAAACUCUAAAAUCAAACGAGUUCACCAAGAGGAAAAGAAAAUGUCCAGACAGAUGGAACAGCGCCUGCAGGACAUUUCCAAUAUAUAUCGGGUUGCCAUACCAUCCAUGUCUGACAGUUACCACCGUGAUAGCACCAGAAGUUCUGUCAGUCGCCUGCCACCGUUGUCGCCGACUGGGGGAAUGAUAUCGGCCACACAUCCACAGGGCCAAACGCGCCGGACCCCUGCUAAUCCAGAGCUAGCUAAGGGCUCCAUGUUCCGCGCAACCAUGGCGGGACGCACUCGCACGUCCAGUUCUUAUCGGGAGUUCGUCGGUCGUCUGUCAUAUCUCAUUAACCAGAGUCGAGAGAAGAUGACCAAACUUUACGGAAACUCCAAUCUGUCCCUAGUUAUGGAGUUCCUCGGAAAGGAGUGUCCUGACCAUUGCGUGUACCUCGACUCCAGUCCCAGUGACAAGAUGGCGGCCUUCCGUCAGCAGCAGUUUUGUAUAAGCACCACAGUCCGGAAAAUACUCAACAACGAGGCCAAGAAAAAACGACUUUCACUUUUGUCUUCAAAGUAGUUGUUGCAAAAAGAGAAAAUAAACGAAAUAUUCAAGUAAGAAAA
Molecule: messenger RNA, 951 nt
Organism: Pecten maximus
Lineage: Eukaryota; Metazoa; Mollusca; Bivalvia; Pectinida; Pectinidae
Exons: 2
Coding region: 167-907 (246 amino acids)
Source: RefSeq, a predicted model, not a curated record